This is a messenger RNA of Saccostrea cuccullata (small rock oyster), 565 nucleotides long. Its product is annotated as sorbitol dehydrogenase-like. NCBI's taxonomy places the organism in Eukaryota, Metazoa, Mollusca, Bivalvia, Ostreida, Ostreidae. Bases 1 to 333 code for a protein of 110 amino acids. The transcript has 3 exons. Gene Ontology annotation, biological process: D-sorbitol catabolic process. Gene Ontology annotation, molecular function: L-iditol 2-dehydrogenase (NAD+) activity. The record is from RefSeq and is a predicted model, not a curated record.
AUGCCAGACAGAACCAUUGAGUGUAGCGGAGCGCAAUUUGCUGUUAAUCUUGCAGUUCACGCUACAAAGCCUGGAGGGCAAGUCAUUAUAAUAGGACACGGACCGACUUCCGUUUCAUUUCCGGUUGUCGCCACCGUUGCCAAGGAGCUCGAGAUCAAAGGUUCAUUCCGCUACGUGAACACUUGGCCCACUCUGAUUGAGAUGUUAUCCUGUGGUAAGAUUGACGUUAAGCCACUCAUUACCCACCGAUACAAACUGGAACAGACUCUAGAGGCGUUCGAGAUGGCAAAGAGUGGGCAAGGGGUCAAGGUCAUGAUAAGCUGUGGGCAGUGACGUCAUGUGUGAAGCCACCAAUCCUGGGACCAGAUGAAUACUGAUAAUUAGUUUUCAUAUACACGUAAAGUGUAUUUUACAUAGCCGAUGAGCAAUAUCGCAUCCGAAAAAAGAGCAUGAGCGCAUUUGAUAGUUUUUGCCUGCUAUAAAAGAGAUUUCUUAUAUAUAUUCUAUAUCAAAAUUUUGUAUUAUGAUCUUAGUUAAUGCACGUAUAAACUCGAGUUACACAAUA